AUGUCUUCUCUCGCUGAACCCCGUCGCCCCCGUCUCCUCGCCCGCAAUCGCAAGCUCCGCCACUUGCGCGGAGUCUGGCUGCGCAACCUGUCUUUUGCGCCGACGAAUCUCAGGACUGCCGACGAUGCCGAUCUGAAUACGAGUCCCAAGAAGCUGCCCGUAGUGAGAGAGACCAGCCAAUUGCAUCCGUCGCGAUCGUCGGAGAGCUUGAGGAAGGAUGGUACGCGGCCUGAUGCUUUGCGACCCCAGCAGAAGAGGAGAACAAGCUUGAGCCUGGCGCAUGCGAACCCCGUCGCGAGGCAGAAGAAGCUUGAGACGUUGAUUGAGGAGUCGGUUGGGGAUGUCUUUUACUCGCUGCACGUCGAAGGGGAGACUGAUCCCGUCUACAUAAGCGAAGUGCGCGAGAAGGCGGCGAACUUUAACUUUAGGUUCUUCAGCCUCGAGAACAGCGAUUCGACCAUCUCGAGAAGUUGCGCCUUGACUGUCCGCGUAUGGGUGCGCCGACCGAAACACACGUCGUGGAUCUUCCUGCUCGAGGAAUCGAUAGACCUUCGUCGACUCAACUUUAUAGGCACGCUCCUAGACCGAAACUUUCCCCCGAACGCUCUCGUAUUCCACCUUGAAGAUGGCGUUUACUCACUCGAUUUCCCGAAUAAGAUCUCGGAACCCAAACAAGCUCCGCCAAUGGCCACGUCGUCAUAUAGUACACUUAUGAAGCUGGCCAACCUAGAAAGCUCGAUCGAGGACGCGAUAGAGACUCAACAACGACUCAUGGAGGAGAUAAAUCAGAUAUUAGCUUCGAGGCCAAAGGACAGAUCGGGGACAGCGCGCGAGUCGGCUUCGCUGGUGGAAAAGUACGUCGCUGUGCAACGGCGCGCAAAUCAACAAGCGCAAAAGAGACGGGAUGAACUACAAGAGUCGCUCCAAAGUCGGAGAGAGGCCAUCGCCAGGGGAAGAGAGCUUCAAGCCAAGGCCGAGGAGGAUAUUGCCAACAACAAGGAGCAGUUGGAAGCUUCCAAACAGCUUCUCGAAACGACACAGCAACAGAUCCGUGGUCAACGAAGACGCAUAUGCUCCGACCUCGCCGAUAUAUUCCCCAUAACUCCCAUACCGAACUCGCCAGCGCUUUCUUUCAAGAUCUGCAAUCUUCCUCUCCCAAACUCGACGUACGAUGCUGCUACGGCGAAGCAGAUCCCUGAGGAUGUCUUGUCCGCUGGACUUGGGUAUGCAACAAUGCUUACCCAUCAUUUGCAGUUUUACCUAUCCCACCCGCUGCCCUACCCUCUCGACUGGUUCGGCUCUCGCUCAUACGCCCGCGACCACAUUUCUCAGCUGUCAGACAAGCAGGUCUCGCGGAGAGAGUUUCCUCUGUAUCUACCACGGGGUGGUUCUACGGCAGGCCAGUGGCGUUUUGAGUAUGGUUGGUUCCUCCUCAACAAAGACAUCGAGGCUCUCUGUGCAUCCCAAGGUCUCCGGGUUGUUGAUAUCCGCCAUUCGCUCCCCAAUCUAGAGUACCUGCUCUAUGUGUGCAGCGCUGGCACUGACCAAGUCCCCGAGCGCAAAAAAGGUGGUGUUCGUGGCCUGUGGGCUGGUAGACUGAAGGGACGGAUGUCGACCAUGUCAGGCCAGAUGGAUGGCGAUGGAGGCAGUAUAACAGAGAGCCGAAGAGGAAGCGUUGACAGCGAGAUGAUGAAUCAGCACAGCGACGCCUUGAGGACAGCCCUGCUGAAGACGAACGGACACACUAGGGAUAAUUCCAUCAUUGACAGCCCAGACGACAACCUCUCGUUGCCAUUUGGGGAGGGCGAUGCCAAGUUUACGCUCAGGACCAAGGGCUUGAGAGAGAAUGUGUCCCGUUGA
This is a messenger RNA of Fusarium keratoplasticum, 1860 nucleotides long. RefSeq lists its product as uncharacterized. Gene Ontology annotation, molecular function: SNARE binding. Gene Ontology annotation, cellular component: endosome; lytic vacuole; phosphatidylinositol 3-kinase complex, class III, type II. Gene Ontology annotation, biological process: SNARE complex assembly. The transcript has 2 exons. The coding region runs from base 1 to 1860 and encodes 619 amino acids. Lineage: Eukaryota; Fungi; Ascomycota; Sordariomycetes; Hypocreales; Nectriaceae. The record is from RefSeq and is a predicted model, not a curated record.